Physella acuta is the source of this 3121-nucleotide messenger RNA. RefSeq lists its product as uncharacterized. Gene Ontology annotation, biological process: signal transduction. NCBI's taxonomy places the organism in Eukaryota, Metazoa, Mollusca, Gastropoda, Physidae. The record is from RefSeq and is a predicted model, not a curated record. Gene Ontology annotation, molecular function: protein binding.
GUUAAGGGAGGUAACACACCUAGAAUUUAAUUAAAACCGUGAUAGGUUGUGAAGGGAGGUAACGCAUAGCAUUUAAUAAAAUCCGUGAUAAACUGUGAAGGGAUGUAACACAACUAAUUUUUAAUUAAAAAUGUGAUAUACUGUGAAGGGAGGUAACAUGACUAAUUUUUUAAUUAAAACUGUGAUAUACUGUGAAGGGAGGUAACAUGCCUAGGUUGAGAUAAAUACAUUGAUAAAUUGUGAAGGGGGGUAACACGCUGAGUUUUAAGAUUAAAAACCGUGAAAAACUGUUAAGGGAGGUAACACACCCAGAAUUUAAUUAAAACCGUGAUAACUUGUAAAGGGAGGUAACGCAUAGCAUUUAAUAAAAUCCGUGAUAAACUGUGAAGGGAUGUAACACACCUAAUUUUUAAUUAAAAGUGUGAUAUACUGUGAAGGGAGGUAACACGCCUAAUUUUUAAUUAAAACCGUGAUAUACAGUGAAGGGAGGUAAAAUGCCUAGGUUGAAAUAAAUACAUUGAUAAAUUGUGAAGGGAGGUAACAAGCCUAACAUUUAAUUAAAACCGUGAUAAACUUUGAAGGGGGGUAAUACGCCUAGUGUUGAAAUAAAAACCAUAAAAAACUGUUAAGGAAGAUAACACAUGUAGCUUUUAAAUAUAAUCGCUGAAAAACUGUGAAGGGAGGUAACACACAUAGUGUUGAAAGAUAAACUAAAGGGAAGUAACACACCUAGCAUGUAAAUAAAAAUUGAAAAAAAAACUUGUCACCAGUAGCAUAAAUCUAACCACAGCUUACAACAUUGACCCGUGGCCACUGAUACACAAUAUAGCGUUCAAAUAAAAAACCGCGAAAAAACUAAAGGGAGAUCAGCACCGGGAACCAAGAGACGUAACUGCGGACACCAUACUGAUGACCAAACUUUGGCAUAGUUUCAUUGUUGAAUCGGUGGCCACUCCAUGGCCUUAUGGAUAUCGAUGACCCACGGAAUUCGGCGUUACCGUAUAUCGACGACGAGUUUGACGAGUACACCAUGGCCUUGUUUCAUCGGUUUCUGGGAGGAAACAUUCAGUUCCCAGAUGGCCCUGUGAGCGUCCAGGAAUCUGAUGACGUCAUGAUGAACAAUGAUUCCAGCAGAUCCAACCACAGGGUCACGUCGGCUGCCAACCAUGUUGACGCUGCCGAGGACAAGCUGGACAAGGCCAGUCCGCAGCACAACAACAACCACAAGAAAACCACCAACACUCCACUCAAAAUAGACCUGGACUCAAGGGCCAAAAACUUGACCUUGGACCAGGUCAAGGAGAGGGUCAACCUGAUGGUGUCAGAGCUGAAGACCAUGGAGGAGUAUCACCAUGGUGACGGCAUGAAGUACCAGAAGGCUAUAGGUGACAUGUACUGGGAUUAUCCUGCAGAGAGAUCAGAGAUUGGGGAUUAUCUAGCAGACCUGGGAUAUGCUGAGAUCACCAUCAACAUGUUGAGACAGAUGAACAGCCUUGGUAUAUUUAAAAAUGACGACAUCUGGUUCCCCACCUACUACACCUACAACACAUGUUGGAACUACAGCGACUCUAGUGAGAAGCUAGCACGGUGUUUGGCUGAGGCUGGGGCAGUCAAGCUGAUGACACUUAACCUGGGCCACAAACCUUACCUAGACAACAUGCACAGUAAGAAUGUCUACUAUGUUUUAAAAGCUUCAUUGAGUACCCUACAUAACAUAGCCAGGUGCACUGGGGUCAAACAUCAUUUCAAGGAAAUCAAAACAGCAGAGGUUGUGAUGCCACUAAUUAACGCCAAUGAUGAAUUCCUCAAGUCCAUCGCCAUGUUAACACUAGCCUAUAUUGUAGAGGAGGAGGAGAAUGCUAAGCUUAUUGAUGAAACUGACACCAUCAAGAGUAUUGUAACCUGGAUACACAAAGCUUUAGAAAACAAACAGAAGAGAAGAUUUAGAGGCUUCUCGCCAUGGGAGUUAACCCAGGGGUUAGCUAAGCUUGCUGUCAAUGAUUCUAACAAGUCCAAGAUCAUAGAAGAAGGAGCGCUGGAAGACUUUGUCCAGAUGCUGCGGUUCACUGACCUGAGAGAACAGGCCAACACCGCUGAGUGCCUGUGGACGCUGGCCUUUGACAAGACGGUCAGACAGACCAUCAUAGACUUCCCUGACCUGGUGCCAGCCCUGGAGGAGCUGAAGAACAGUGAGAACCCCCUGGUCAAGAACAACGUCCAGGGGGCGCUGUGGAUGAUCCGAGGGGAGAACGACCCCACUGCAAGUGUCGCUCGCCCACAGAGCGCCCACCCACCUAAAAACCACAUCUUCAUUAGUUACAGCUGGGCUGAGAAAGAUUUAGUGAAAAAGAUUUAUGGAAGCCUUGUUGCUGAGGGCUACAAGAUCUGGGUAGACUGGGAACAGAUGGGAGGGUCAACACUGCAGGCCAUGGCUGAGGCUGUAGAGAACGCUGCCGUGGUCCUGGUGUGCAUGUCAGAGAAAUAUAAGCAGAGUCCAAACUGUAGGACAGAGGCUGAGUACACAUUUCAACUUAGAAAGGAUUACAUCCCCUUGAUGGUCCAGAAACGUUAUAGGCCUGAUGGCUGGCUUGGUGCCAUCUUAGGUGCCAAGUUGUUCUUUGAUUUCACUGGGAAAUAUCCAUAUGAGAAACCUAUACAGGGUUUAUUAAAGGAGCUGAGGGGGAGGGGUCGGACAGCACAUCCAUCAGCCAACAGCAUCCCAGUAGAAGAUGAAGUGGAUGUGGCCCAUGUUCCCACCACAGGCACCAAGGCCAACUUGGCCAGCCCUGAGCCCAUCUCCCCCAACAACAACAACGCAGCUUGUGUGGCCAUGAGCAAUGAAAAUGUGGAGAACUGGCUGGUCUCUAAAGGAUUACACAGGUUAACUACAGCAUUCUCUCAGAUGGAUGGGCAACUUAUCUGGCAGCUUAAGGCAAUGAGGGAAAGGGCGCCAGAGUAUUUCCACAACAGCCUGGAGAGGCAGUUUGGCAUGACACUGAUUGAUAUACUGAGGUUCAACGCAGCAUUGGAUAGCCUACAUUAGCCACCACCCCCAAGUACCUUGGUCACACCCAUCAGUACAUGACAUCCUCAUUCAUUCUUUUAGUUUAAAUAUUGCCUG